GCAAGCUAUAAUUUCCUUUGGAAUUAAUAUUAUGGCUGUGCCGGCUAUAGUUAUUUACUUGAUACAUUGAAACUCAUAAUUUUUGACAAUUUAACAUGGAAACUAUUAAACCAAAUGCAGCAUUCCUCUGUAACUUCGAAGUAAUGCAAAUAUUGCAACAACUCAAGGAUAGUACACAAAAGAAACACAAGAGAGAGGGAUCAUUAGCAACUGUCACAUAUGAGACUGUACAUUACUUACAAAACUCAGAUUGCAAGCAUCAAAAUGCACAAUCUAUUGAAAAGUUUUUGGAAGCAAUGAAACCUUUUAAGUUAACAAAAUCGGAAAAACUGAUGAUGCUAAAUACUCCACCACACACAGAGCUUGAGAUUCAAUUGAUUGUGCAAGAGAGCGAAGAAAGGCUUUCAGAGGAUGAAGUUCGUAAAAUAAUAAGUAUUGUUAAUGAACAUUUGCCAUCCAGUGAUACAGCUUAGUAAAAUUGCUUAAUAU
Molecule: messenger RNA, 489 nt
Organism: Chilo suppressalis (striped riceborer)
Lineage: Eukaryota; Metazoa; Arthropoda; Insecta; Lepidoptera; Crambidae
Source: the annotation of a GenBank genome assembly